Macrobrachium nipponense is the source of this 1399-nucleotide messenger RNA. Its product is annotated as pro-resilin-like. Bases 596 to 1279 code for a protein of 227 amino acids. The transcript has 2 exons. NCBI's taxonomy places the organism in Eukaryota, Metazoa, Arthropoda, Malacostraca, Decapoda, Palaemonidae. Gene Ontology annotation, molecular function: chitin binding. The record is from RefSeq and is a predicted model, not a curated record. Gene Ontology annotation, cellular component: extracellular region.
CGAACCGACGAUAUAUUUCAAAAAUAGGUAUUUUAAUUAAUAACUAAGAGUAUCUGGCGAAACCUGAAAUUGUAAAACAUGUUUACGCGCUCAUGCGAUUCUUGAAAAUAAGUUUUCAAAAUACCUUCUAUAGGCGAAAAUAAGCCUAAAUUAAAAAUAUUGAAGAAUGUAUUUCAGAAAAACGCAUUAUCGAUAUGAAACAGGACAUUCACCUUAAAUUUGAAUAAAGGAAAUAUUCUCCACACUGGGGUUGCCUUAGCUACUUUUUAUAUAUUCGCAUUCGUGCAAUAAUAGUUACGAAAACAGUUAAAUACUUUGCAAAGAACGAAUAUUUUCUCAAGUACAAGAACGUAAAAAAUUUAGUUUCUUUUUCUUAUAAAUCUGCACCCAGUUACGAGUAACUUUCUCUCUCCCUACUUCAAAAAUCCACCGGAAACAAUGCCGAUUAAAUGGCCUUGCUCUAGUGCAUGACAAGAAAGGCCAUCAUAUAAAAGAAGUCGGGUACUAUUUAAACUCGCGUCUCCCUCCAGAAGACAUCACUCAGUCGAUCACCUCUGUAGAUCCUGGUCCAUCCCAGCGAUAUACACCACCAACGAUGAAGGCCUUUGUAGUGUGUGCUCUUCUCAGCCUCGUAGCCGCCGACAGGCGCCCAAGCAACGGGUAUGGAGCCCCUCCUGCUCCUCCAAGCAACGGCUAUGGAGCUCCUCCAAGCAACUCCUAUGGCCCACCUAGGAACUCCUACGGAGUAGAUCCACUUGCUGAAUUGGCACAGAACAUUCCUGGAGGCGGAGUUCCUGGAGAAGACUACCCUAUUUUGGCCUCCGUCCCUGACACUCGUUUCUCCUGCGAUGCUCAGAAUGUUCCUGGUUAUUAUGCCGACACUGAUCGUCAGGCUGGCUGCCAGGUCUUCCACAUCUGCCAGGACAGGCCCAAUGGACGCCGUCAGCAGGACUCCUUCCUCUGCCCCAACGGCACCAUCUUCAACCAACAGUACCUCGUCUGUGACUGGUGGUUCAACUUCGACUGCGCUGACGCUGAAGACUUCUACUCAGUCAACGAGCAGAUUGGCGUCGUUGCCUACGACCCUUAUGGCAGAAGUCAAAACGGUAACGGCAAUGGCAACGGUAAUAAUGGCUAUGGUUCAAAUGGAAAUGGCAAAAGGAACGGUAACAAAAAUGGUAAUGGUUCUAAUGGCAAUGGUUAUGGAGCCCCACCCGCUCCUAUCAAUGGAUACGGAGCCCCUCCAUCACUUUCAAACUCCUAUGGAGCUCCAUUCUAAAUAAGGCAAAUGAUCAUUUUCACUAAUUCAAUCCAUGAACCUUUCAUUAGUGCUUGAUACGAAACUGCGACCAUUCAACUUUAUCAAGAUGAAUGUAUAUUUUUGUAUAAAUAAAAAUGA